AUGAUGUAUUUCCGCUCGAGGCAUCUAAAACGGUCAGCCCCAUGGGCUGGUGGUUGGGAAGGGUCAUCUGCAGCUGGAUGGAGCAGUUCUCCGAAAGGAAGUUUUGGCGGUUCGUCAGCAAGUGGUUGGGGAGCAAGAAUUCUCAGGAAACAAGCACAUCACCGCGGCAAUCAGCCCGGUUCACCACUGAAUCGUGACACUGUUAUGGAUACAACUUCACCACUUCAGAUUGCUCAAUUCGAUGAGAAUAAUCGACGAAAGAACACCAGAGAUGGCACUGAAUAUAUGUCAUCAUCCCAGACAAUUGGUGGUAGAAUAAGGAGUGCUGAAGAGCACAGUAUCUCGAUUCCUGCAGAUAAAGCCGGAAAGUAUGGUGCAUCAGAAGAGACUGAAAAUUAUCCAGCACACGAC
Messenger RNA from Anisakis simplex (herring worm), 411 nucleotides. The record is from the annotation of a GenBank genome assembly. Lineage: Eukaryota; Metazoa; Nematoda; Chromadorea; Rhabditida; Anisakidae.